Molecule: messenger RNA, 2097 nt
Organism: Rhopilema esculentum
Lineage: Eukaryota; Metazoa; Cnidaria; Scyphozoa; Rhizostomeae; Rhizostomatidae
Product: GPI alpha-1,2-mannosyltransferase 4
Biological process (GO): GPI anchor biosynthetic process
Cellular component (GO): endoplasmic reticulum membrane
Molecular function (GO): alpha-1,2-mannosyltransferase activity
Source: RefSeq, a predicted model, not a curated record
AUGGUGACAGCGUCUUUUCAAAUUGGAGCAUAGAGCAAAGGUUUAAAAAAGGUUGAUUUUUACCUCAUUGGCAUAAAGUUACUAGCAAAUUUAACAAGAGACUGUUUUCUUGAAGGUACAAGUUUGUUCGGAGCUUUAAAUUCCAUUUUCAAGAUGGAGCACAUAGCUACAGUCAACAAAUUUCUUCUAGUGGCACGGUUUCUGUUGGUAUUGCUACCUCAGAAUGGGUACAUACACCCUGAUGAAUUCUUCCAGUCGCCCGAAGUUACAGCCAGUGAUAUUUUUGGAACCAGUGUUUCAAGAACUUGGGAAUGGAAUGCAAAGUCGCCAACAAGAACAAUUAUCUUCCCAUAUCUUUCAUCUGGAAUUCCAUUUAUGGUAGCUAAGCUCUGCAACUCUUUUUUGGGCAUAGAUGUUACAACUACAACUCUACUGAUAUUGCCCAGGAUUUUCAUGGCAGCAGGAACAUAUUUCAUUGACAAAGCCAUUCAAUUUCUUGCUGGAAAAGUUUACAAAGUAGGACCUGGUGGCAAAGAUUGUCAGGAGGGAGUUGAGACAGCUUUGUUUCUGUUCAGGUCCUCAGCUGUCACUUUGGUUUUCCUGACAAGAACCUUUUCAAAUGUUUGUGAAACCGUUAUUUUGUCACUGUUUUUAUGGAAAGCAGUGUCCCAAAUAAGCAAAAAAAACUUCAAUGAUGGCCUUGGCUCCACGACAAUAUUGCUCACGCUUAUGGUUACAUUUGGAUUUUUUAUCAGACCAACACUGAUUUUCUUUGUUGCAUUUGGGAGCAUUGCUUAUGUUUUUAUUUGUUAUAGAAAUGGCAAGAUAAUUUCACAAGCUUUGCUGGCCGGGGUGACAUUAUUCAUUGCUAGCUUGUCCAUCAUAUGCUUAGAUUCAAUGUACUUUUCACAAGGUGAAAAAUUCAAGUUUAGUAUCACCCCAUUGAAUAUGAUCAAGUACAAUCUAGAUGAAGCCAAUUUGCAAAUGCAUGGAGAACACCCAAGAUACCUUCACUUUCUUGUCAAUCUUCCACUGCUGUUUGGUCCACUAGUUUUAAUGUUUUCAUUUGCUUCAUAUAUGCUUUUUAGGAAGCCUAGAAAUUCUCCUGCUGGUAGUGAUAUGCCAAUAAACAAAGGUGCAGCUUCACUUUUAGUUGCAUCAGCAUGGUCUGCUGUCUUGUCCUUGUCAUACUUCAAACAUCAAGAACCUAGGUUCAUUAUACCAAUAAUAACUCCAGUUUGUUUGAUAUCACCAUGGUUUCUUGCAAGAUAUCCUGGUGCCUGGCGAAGAUUCUUACAUUUUUGGUGCAUUUUUAAUGCAGCUUUGGUUGCAUGGUUCGGCUUUGUACAUCAAGGAGGCAUUGUUCCCUGUUUGUCUCAUCUUAGAGAAGAAAGUAGAAUGGACUUGAAAACUGAAGGAAUCAAAUGUGUUAAGUAUGAUGUGAUAUUUUGGUAUACAUACAUGGCUCCAAAGCAUCUGAUAAAUGUUGGAACAAAUAGAUCUUUGGCAGAUAUAGCAGUGCAUAAUUUAGGUGGGAAGACAGAGAAGGAUGUUAAAAGUUUAAUCAAAGAACUUUCAGACCAGUCAAAAAAUUAUCACUUGAAAAAAUGCAAAAACUUGAUUUAUUUAGCAGUACCAGCAACAAUAGACAUUUCAGGCUUGAAGACCUUGGAUCCACAUUUGAAGCAAAAAUUCUUUCCUCAUAUAUCUGUAGAGGCAUCUCCUUGGGACUAUGCUCUCCAUCAAAUAAACAAUGUUAUUGCAUCAAUGAUGAAUGAUUUUGGCAGUGGGCUUCAAGAUGGAAAGAAGUUUGCCAUAGAAAUGAAAAGUCUUAUGUCACUUGACUUGUAUACAAUGACAAUAUAAAAGCCAUAAUUUGAUCUUAAGAAAGACUUUGAUAUAAAUGUAAAUUUUCUGGCAUUGUAUUUAUUCCAUCAUAUUUAUUUUGCAACAAAAAAAUAAGUAGUUCUAUGAGCUACAGUCUUCCAAUUGACUAGUUUUUUUAUAAUGUUUGAUGAUUGUGUUGAAGGAGCAACUGUAUAGAUGCCAUGUGCUGCUUGUUUUAUAUUUGCAGCCCAAAGAACAGUUGAAGUAAUG